This is a messenger RNA of Botrytis cinerea B05.10, 14398 nucleotides long. It is a transcript of the gene Bcnrps3, whose product is annotated as Bcnrps3. Gene Ontology annotation, cellular component: cytoplasm. The coding region runs from base 97 to 14184 and encodes 4695 amino acids. NCBI's taxonomy places the organism in Eukaryota, Fungi, Ascomycota, Leotiomycetes, Helotiales, Sclerotiniaceae. The transcript has 2 exons. Gene Ontology annotation, biological process: secondary metabolite biosynthetic process; amino acid activation for nonribosomal peptide biosynthetic process. Gene Ontology annotation, molecular function: catalytic activity; phosphopantetheine binding. The record is from RefSeq and is a predicted model, not a curated record.
GGCCUUGUCAACCUUCAAUUCUCUGACACUUUUUUCAUGAAUAAUUAUCCCUAGUAUCAAUAGUUUCACCAUCAACCAUCAAAAUUUCCAAACAUCAUGGAUUCCAUAAUACCCAAUACCACAUUUCCAUACUUAGACACUGCUUAUCGAAAUGUCGCAGAUUCACAAGUGUCUAAAGGAGAAUUGAACAGAAAUCGAUCCGGAAAUGAUUCAGAACCACACUUGAAGACAAUCAGCAAGAUUUUCUCAUCUGGAGAAUGGGAUUUCGAUCUUUCCAUUAUCCAAGAAUCUUAUGCCCAAUUCGUUGCUGCCUUCACAGGGCACGAUGAAGUUGCUUUCUACACUUACUCUGAUAUAUCUUCAAACACCCCAACUGCAGAUAAUUUGCAAGAAUGUGGCAUCAUCCAUGCUCGCUUGACAGAAGAGCCUAAGAAUGACCAAAAAAUUCACCCAUCGAUAUCGUGGAGAUUCGUUCAAGAUAUUCCCCGAUCAAUGGAAUCUUUCGAUUUCGCUUUACAUGUUACUAAGUCUCGUGAUAUGAAAUCACUCUCCGAUAUAACACCUUUCACAAUCAUCAUCACUGUGGAUGAUGCAUCCGUCAUUGAAUCUACUCUAUCAUAUGAGCCAUCUUUACUAUCUGAUUCGGAUGCCCCACAUAUAUUCGGCGCAGCCGUUUCUUAUUUACGAUGUUCCCCAUCAAGUGAUGCGGAAACCGUAGCAAACGAAUCGGUUCUAAACUUCCCUCCACUAAUUAGGCCACCCUCGUUUCUUGAGGAUGAAAGAGGAUCAGAUCUUCAAAACCAGAAAGCUUUGUUGCAUUCAGCCUUUGAGCGACGGGUAGCUCAACAUCCGAACCGAGUUGCGUUGGAUUUCCUGCAAUCUCAAGAUUCAGAAUCGAAAUCUCCCGUCCGAAGAACUUUCACAUACUCAGAAUUGAAUGAGAUCACAACGAGUCUGGCUGAGUAUAUAUUAUUAUCCCGAGGCGAACAAGAAAGUGGCAACUCUAAAUUUGUACCUGUCCUGCUUUCGACUUCCGCCGAACUUUAUAUCGCCUACUUGGCAAUUUUGAAAGCAGGCUUGGCGUUUUGCCCUCUCCCUAUUGAGGCACCUCCCCAGAGAUUGAAGGAUAUUCAUGAAGACCUGAUGCCUCAAAUCAUUCUGGGUUCGGAGCAAUAUCGUCAUAAACUUUCUGCUAUUUCAUCAGAUUCUAUGAAGUGGAUCGAUAUUGAAUCUUUCAUUCACAUGAGAACCCGUGCCGGAAUCGCCACUCAAAAUCCUCCGUCGUUCCGUGUGGUAGCAAGUCCUGAGGAGAACGAUGUUGCAUAUAUAAUGUAUACUUCUGGUUCAACGGGUAAGCCAAAGGGUGUACAGAUAACUCAUCUCGCAGCAGCUUGCUCCAUUGCAUCGCAUGCUAUCACUUCAAAAUUGCCACCAUCACCGGAAGGAAUCCCUCGAUGGUUUCAGUUUGCGGCCCCAACUUUCGACCCUUCGCUGAUGGAAAUCUUUGUGACGUUCUCAACAGGAGCCACACUUUGUUCUGCUUCACGUGACCUUACCUUGACAGAUUUUGAGGCGGUUGUAUCUGAACUACAGGCAACAGUCAUGAUGGCUACACCCAGUAUGGCAGCUCUCCUCCGUCGCUCCAAGCUUACUUCACUCAAAAGCUUGUGGACCAUGGGCGAGACUGUUCUGCGAAAGAACAUCGAAGACUUUGCGCGUUCGCCUAGUCCAGAUCAGUCAUCUGAACUCUGCAAUGCAUAUGGUCCUACAGAAGCAGCUAUUAAUUGCACAUUAAUUCCUAAUUUUCACCCUGAAGACAGAGGGUCUAUCAUUGGGCCAGCUCUACCAACAUGCUCUCUAUUUGUUGUGGAUACAGGCUCAGACUCUAUCAAACCCGUUCCCAAAGGAUUUGCCGGCGAACUUGCGAUUGGAGGGCCCCAAGUUAGCGUUGGCUAUCUGAAUCGACCAGAACAAAAUGCCAAAGCCUUUAUCGUCAGUCCUGAAUUUGGAAGACUGUAUCUUACUGGAGACAAAGCUCGUAUUGUUACUGAUCGUAGUGGUCAACAUGUUGUGGAGUUCCUUGGACGUAUGGAUACUUCCCAGGUCAAGCUCAGCGGCAGAAGAGUUGAUCUUGGAGAGAUCGAUACAGUCGUGGCGAGUUCCGCAGGAAUCAAAGAGGCGGUAACAGUCUCGUAUAAGCGAUUCGCUAAUCAGGCCGGAAGCGAGGAAGCUGUUUGUUUCAUCAUUCUUGAUGCGGAUACCACCAAGGAAGAUGUGGAAGCUAGGUGUCGUGAGAACGCAGCCCGACUUCUACCAUCAUACAUGUGUCCCUCGAAGUAUUUCGUUUUAUCUAAGAUGCCAAGAUCUUUGGCUGGCAAGAUUGACAGAAAAUCUCUUUCUGCGAUGACAGAAGCACUUUGGAAUGAGGACAGCUCAAAGCCUUCUAACUUGCUUCAAAAUGGUGAAGACGCCAGCUCGAGUAAUUCUCAAGGGCAAGAUGAAAUUAUGAGACUGAUUUUAAACCUACUGUCGGAGCUAGUGGGGUCCACUGCGAACUUGACUUCGAACACUAACCUGUUCUCUCUUGGUAUUGACAGUUUGAAAGCUAUUCGAUUUUUGCAAUUGGCCAGAGAUGCAGGCAUCACAGAGCUCAGUAUUGCUGACGUACUCGGAGGUGCAACUCCCCUAAAGUUGAGAAACAUCAUCGUGGAGCGCCGCAAGAAUGCUACUGGAGAGACGCCUACUCAUGAAGUUAUAGGCACUCCUAUAUCUUUUGAUGAUUUUGAAGCGAAGCAUCGACCUAUCUGCAGCGAAAGUCUCGGGAUAUCGUCGCAAGAUAUCGCUAAGAUUCUGCCAACUACUGCUACACAGUCCGGAAUGCUAGCAAGUUUCUUGAGAAGUUCAAAGGAUAACAAGCAUUAUAUACACAACUCUGUUCAUCACAUCAACCCAUCUGUUGAUAUUUCCCGACUCAAAGAUUCCUGGAUAGCGACUGUUCAACGCCAUGAAUCAUACAGGAUGGUUUUUGUCGCCAUUGAUGAUGCUCUAUCGCCAUUUGCACAAUGUGUUCUGAAAGAAUCAUCCGCCUUGGAUGUGCCAAGCUGGAAGGAAGUAACUUGCGAGUCAGACGACCCUCAGACUGUGGUUAAAUGCAUACAAUCAACACUACGAGAUGCCGAGAACGAAAUGUUGUUGGAUAGGCCACCGUAUCAGAUGACUCUUAUCCAAUCACCUACCAAAACUUUCUUCACUUUUAGCGUUUUCCACGCUAUUUUCGACGGUGCUUCUCUACAGCUUUUGUUUGAUGAAGUCGACCUCGUAUAUCGUGGAUCAGAUAUUCCCAGAAGAACCGAGAUUUCUACUGCGGUGAGCAUGCACUAUGGUUCAGAUCCUACUCAAACAAUCGAGUUCUGGUCCUCUCAGUUGAAAGACUGUGAUCCUGUUCCUUUCCCAUCACUCACUGGCCUGAAACCAGAAACAAUGACAAAGCUCCCAUUAACCUCCUCAAUCAAAGCAUCAAUUGGUAUAAAUGACUUGCGCGAUGGUGCCAUGAAUUGCUCUACAUCACCAUUGAGCAUCCUCCAGGCUGCCUGGGCAUUGAUUCUAGCUACUUAUAAGGAUUCCAUCCACAGCUCAACGUUUGGUAGUGUUAUAUCUGGCCGAUUGGAUGAAGACUCAAAAGUUUGCAUGGGUCCCACUUUUACUACAGUCCCAAUCAAUAUUCCUGCUCAAUUACUUGAGUCAAAAGCAACUAGCGUCUCCUCGAUAUUACACGCGAUAGCCAAGAUUAAUGCAGAAUCUCUAGCUCAUCUCCAGAUACCAUUGAACUCGAUUGUGGCACCAAAUGGAGGCUUGUACUACGAUACUCUCCUUGCAUUCCAAGACUUUUCCACUGGUACAAACCAUUCAGAGUUGUGGUCAAAGGUUGACUACCCUGCAAUGGCAAACGAUUUUGCUGUUAUGAUUGAGAUCUGGCCCGAGGUAGACGGAUCGCUUCGUCUACGAGCAACAUAUACAGAUGAGUUCCUCAAUGAUGAGUCUGCUACCCUGAUGUUGCAGCAAUUCAGUGAUCUCAUCAGUUUUGUCAUCCGCAAUCCCAAGAAUUCUUACAUGGAUGGUAGAUACGCUACUGCUCCAUCGAUAUACCCUCAAGUCAUGUCAACCGAGUUAACCGGGGCCAGCGCUCUUUUGCAUACCGAGUUUGAGCGAAACACAAAGAUGAACCCCGACGAUAUCGCACUCAUCUUCAUGAAUGACUUCACGGCUCAAGAUCCAGCAGCAAACGUUCAAUGGACAUACGCUGAGCUUGACCACAGGGCCAACCGACUUGCGUCUUAUCUAGUUCAGAGAUAUGGUCCCUUGGAGGAUAAAGUUGUUCCCUUUUCCAUGUACAAAUCACCGGAACUCUACGUAGCUAUUCUUGGUAUUUUGAAAGCUGGUGGUGCUUGGUGUCCAAUUGAUCCCACAUUCCCCGCAUCCCGCCGACACGACUUAAUUGUCAGAACGGAUGCUAACAUGCUCUUGGUAGCAAACGAUACUGUGAGUCAAGACGCUCAAGCCAUUCCACAAGGUGUUGCUUUGAUCGACAUAUCAGAGAACAACGUCACAAAUUCUACCUUCAGCCUUGACGAAACUAAGCCGUCAAGUUUGCCCAUCAUCAGGAGUAACUCGAUGGCAUACUUGAUCUGGACUAGUGGAACAACAGGUCUGCCUAAAGGUGUCCAAGUUCACCAUAGCGCCGCGGCCACAGCUAUGCAAUCUUUGAAAGAAAGCAUACCUGUAAGCCGUUCCGGCGCAGUCCGCUGUCUCCAAUUCUCGCAACCAACAUUCGAUGUCUUCGUGCAAGAUCUUUUUUACACCUGGGGUUUGCGCGGAACUGUUAUCGCAGCACCCAAAGAUGUAAUGCUUGGUUCCUUCCCAGAUCUUGCCAAUAUAACCAACGCUACACAUGCCCAUCUCACUCCUGCUUUCGCAACAAUCGUAUCUCGCGUGCAUUGCAAAACCCUCGAGAUCGUGACUAUGAUUGGAGAAGCCUUGCCUCAGCCUGUCGCCGAUGAUUGGUCGCAGAACAUGCUCGCUUAUAACACUUAUGGUCCUGCUGAAGUGAGUGUUGUAUCCACAGUUAAACAAUUCGGCGGUUUUGAAAAUCCGUUCAAGAGCACAAAUGUCGGCUUACCAUUACCCUCCGUGGGCGUCUUUGUGCUCAACAACGAGCGAGUCGUGAUGAGACAUGGUGUUGGAGAACUAGCUCUAUCAGGCCCACAAGUAGCUCGAGGCUAUUGGAAAGACCUAGCCAAGACGGAAGAAAAGUUUCAUUGGAACGACAGUUGUGGAGCCCAUAUAUACAUGACUGGAGAUAUCGUCCGACAACUUCACGAUGGCAGUCUAGAGUUUGUUGGACGCCGUGAUGAUUUGGUGAAGAUCAAUGGAAUGCGAGUCGAGUUGAGCGAGAUCAGUUUUGCGCUCAGUCAUUGUCAUCCGGAUACGGAACAAGCGGUUACCAUGCUCAUGGCCCGACCAGAUCGUCCGACAAAGGUUUUGGUGACGUUCUUGUCAACCCCAAGCAUUCCUGCUCAAGACUUACUCAUUACCAAUAAUCGUGCAGUCGAGGUUGCCAAAGCCGCCAUGGCGGUAUCGAAAGCAAAUCUUCCCGAGCAUAUGAUCCCUAGCGUUCUCGUGGUGCUAAAUCGGAUACCGGUAACCGCAUCUGCCAAGAUCGACCGCAAAGCUCUAUCUGGUGCUUACGAAGCUCUAGAUCUCGAGUCAUGGGAAAGUAAUUUCACAUCCACCCAGGAUACAGUCUGGACAGACGAGGAAGAACGACUUCUCGAGCAUUUUGCCACCUUUCUGGGAACCGAGAGCAAGAACUUCCGUUCAAAUAGUCGACUCGCAACCUUAGGUUUUGAUUCAAUCGCUGCUGUGCGUUUCACAGCUAGAUUGAAGGCUGCCGGCUACAAGGUUUCAGCUGCACACAUGCUACACUGUCAAACCAUCGCGGAUCUCUGCAACCUCUUCAACAAACCCGCUUCCAAUUCUACUUGUCUUGAUUCCUCCUCCAGAUUACUCGAUGUAUUCCACCGCAAAUGGUUCCCCAAGGUUGCAGAAACCUCUGCAAUUAGCGAUAAAGGAUUUGCCGUCUGUCCGACUUUGCCACUCCAGGAAAAUCUUCUCAGUGAAACUUUCCGCAACUACGAGUACUAUUGGAGUAAUCACUUUUUUGAUCUCUCUGAUGACAUCGACCUCGAGCUUCUGAAAGCUGCUUGGUUCAAGGUGGCUCAGAAUAACGAAGCUCUCCGUAUUGGAUUCUUGCCAACAGCUUCGGUGUCUGUAAAGGCAAAUUCCGGCUUUGGUGCAUCGACGUUCCUUCAGUUGAUUUAUGAGAAGCCAUCGGUAGACUGGUCUGUUGUGAAAGUUAUGAACGAGGAUUUCGCAACAAGCGCAAAAACUCACGCACAACAAAUCGCUCGUAAGCAUCAAAGUGGUGCGUUUAUCAAUUCGCCAUGGGCCGUCGUUGUAUUCGAACGCGAUAAUGUCAGGACAAUGAUGCUUUCCAUCCAUCACACCAUUCACGAUGGACCUUCUCUAAAGUUCAUCAUCGACGAUCUUCACGCUGCAUAUCUCUCUCAGGAAGGCCUCCUCAACCCACGCUACCAAAUCCGAGAAGCCAUCGCACUUUCCUUUAUGCGAAGAACUAGUCCACAGGAAGACAUGGUAUUUUGGAAAAACAUUCUCAAAGACUUCGUUAGCGAAGCAGACGACAGCGUGGAAAAAAUGGCACCAGAAAACAAAAGUCGAACCUAUAAUACCAUAUCCAUUCCUCUCUCAAUUCCAAUCUCCAAGCUCCAAAAUACAGCGCAAGAAUUCCACUGCUCGUCUGCCAAUUCCAUCCUCCGCGCAGCCUGGGCAUGCAUUGUAUCCGAUUUCCUCGAAACGGACCAGAAAAUCGUCAUUGGUGAAGUAUUGUCCGAACGUCUGGCUUCUUCUUCUCUCGAAGAUAUCAUCGGUCCUCUCGUAUCUUUGACUCCUGUCCCCAUUUUCACAUCCGGAACCGCGAGAGAAAUAGUCAGCAAGCACGAUUCCAUGAAUAUCGCCGCCUAUAGCCACCGCGAUGCCAAUCCAGGCAUGCUUCGUAAGCUCAUCGGAAGACCCAAAUCUCAGCCGCUCUAUCCCGCCGUCUUUGUGUUCCAUCCCCGCAACACCGAAAGCGAACAUGAACACGAGCUCUGGAACGAAAUCGAAGAUUUCCUAGGCCUGAACGUCGAACACGAUCUCACGCUCAAUGUCGAGGAAAACGCACACGGCGGCUUCGAUCUUGUCGUCUCAGUUGAAGCAGGAGUAUUGGAUAUCCCCGGCGUGGAAGUUCUGACCAAGCAAUUGGACGCCUUGGUCACCGCUAUGAUUUCACAUCCUGAUACUCCCAUUCAAGAACUCACCAACUAUUUCCCCACCGAAUUAAUCGCCAUUUCCAAGUACCGCGAGAUGAAACUCGAUCCGGUCGUCGACCUGAACAAUCCUCUCUGCUGGUUCGAGCACUGGGCCGAAACCCAUCCCGACUGGGCCGCUGCCGAGAUAGCAGAAUCGAUAGGCCAGAAUUCAAGUAUCAUUCAUACUUGGAGCUAUGGGCGAUUGAAUCAUGAGGCAAAUAGUGUAGCGACAUUCAUCGCAUCACAUGGUAUUCACAAUCGUAUGAUCGGGAUGUGUCUAGGCCGUACACUCACAGCGUUUGCCGUUACGGUCGGAAUCUACAAGUCUGGAAAUACGUAUCUGCCGAUCGAUGAAUCGUUACCAAUUGAGCGAAAGGCGUUCUUGUUGAAAGAUAGUAAUUCCGCUAUAUUCUUCUCUGAGGAAACGGUCGAUUUUGUUCCUGAAGGAUGUCUCUCUGUAAACGUCAAUUGCGAUCAAUACCAAUCCGACAGCGAGGUCGCUUUGAAAGUCCAAAAGAGCAAAGACUCAGUCGCUUAUCUUCUUUAUACUUCCGGAUCAACAGGUAAUCCUAAGGGAGUCUUGAUCAGCUGUGGCAAUCUUACUUCUUUCUGCGAAGCCCAAUCUGAAUUCAUCUGCGAGUACGUUCCUGCGACUCGGGUGCUCGGCGGCGUUGGGAGAUUCCUCGGACUGGCGAGUAGAGCGUUCGAUGUGCAUGUUGCUGAAAUGUUUCUGGCCUGGCGACACGGUAUGUCGUGUAUCACUGGAGUUAAAUCUAUGUUACUAGAUGAUUUACCUAUGGCGUUACAAGAGUUGAAAAUUACACAUGCGGGUUUUGUACCAUCGCUUUUGGAUCAGUGUGGUUUGAUCCCGAGUGAUGUUCCUUUGUUGAGGUACUUGGGUGUGGGUGGUGAGAAGAUUUCUCAACGAACACUUGAAACAUGGGGUGAUUCGGAGAGCGUCACAUUGAUUAAUGCGUACGGACCUACCGAGGCCACAAUUGGUUGUGCUUCAUCUCCAAUUGUGAAUUCAAAGGUCAAUAUGAGAAAUGUGGGACGGCCUCUAGGAGACACUGUUGCCCAUGUACUUAUUCCAGGCACGCUCACUUACGCCAAGCGAGGAGUAGAGGGUGAACUUUGUCUGACAGGAAGUCUUGUCGGUAUUGGUUAUCACAACCGAGAUACCGGCGCUUUUGUCGAGAACUUUCACGGCGGCAGAAUGUAUCGCACAGGAGAUUUGGUCAGAUUGAUGCCCGACGAUACGAUUGAAAUUUUCGGCCGUUCGGACGAUCAGACGAAAAUUCGUGGUCAGCGUCUUGAAUUAGGUGAGGUUUCUGAAGCAGUACGCGCGUUGUUACCAGCUGGAAGUAAUGUAUCUUCUCUCAUCACGAAACAUCCGGAGCUUUCCAGAAUGCAAUUGAUUUCAUUCGUUGCGAGCAAUACUAAAGCUGCUGGAAUUGAUGAGAAGGUCGAGAUGUUAGAUACUUUCGAGCAAAUCAACGUCAGUAUUCGUGCAGGCUGUAGAGAAAGACUUCCAGGCUACAUGGUUCCGGAUGUGGUUAUCCCGAUCAACUUCUUGCCUCUCGCUGCCAUGUCUGGAAAAGCAGACGUGAAACAACUCAAAGCUCUCUUUGCUUCCAUACCAUUGAGUCACUUGUUAUCUGCAGAGAAAGGACAAUCAACGGGGAACAAAACUGCUACUGUCCGUGAAUUGGACGAGCAAGAAAUUGCUGUGGUUGGGAUACUUAAGAGUGUUGUUCCAGCCACCUCUGCAGAUUUUACUCCCUCGACCAACAUCUUCGAAGUCGGUGUGGAUAGUUUGGUGGCUAUCAGUCUGUCGACCUUGAUGAGAAAGGCCGGAUACACAUGCAGUGUUGCCGAUGUUCUUAGUAUUAGCACUGUGGAAGAAUUAGCUUUAUUACCACGUGCAGAUACUACGCCCGAACAGGCCGCUAAAAACAAGGAAAAUGCCCUGAAGAAGAUCGCUCGUGCCGAAGCUGCAUUCCGAGAAAGUUCCUUAGGUAAAAAAUCCGGGAUGAACGUUGAGACCGUCCGGCCUUGUUUACCCGUUCAAGAAGCCGUUGUAGCUCGAUCAUUGAACAAAGAAGCCGGAGCUCUAUAUGUGAAUCACAUCACUUUCGAGUUGGUUUCUGAAAUCGACAUUUCAAAACUCUCCCAGACCUGGAAAUCUUGCGCAACUGCCAACGAAAUUUUGAGAACUUGUUUCUGCCAAAUUAACGAUGAUAUCUUGCAAGUUGUACUGAAGAAUGAAUCUUUCGAUAUGCCAUGGGCAGAACACAUCUACUCCAAAUCCAGCAAAUAUUGCACUCCCGACAAGAUGCAAGAUCUAAUUUCCCUCGACAUCAUGCAAAAUAUCGAAAACACACCACCCAUCCGACUCAACAUCUUCACAGAAGGAAGCUCGAAAUCUAUCCUCUUGAUCUCCAUGCAUCACGCGCUCUACGAUGCCGAAUCCUUGGCUGUCCUAAUGCAAGACAUCCUCAUGCGCUACCAAGGAAUCCCAACCCCCGAGCGACCUUCCGCCGGCGCACUAGUCAAAUAUGUCGCUUCGCAAGAUGAACUUGCAGCGAAGAAUUUCUGGGUCAAGAAAUUGGGAGAUUACAGCCAUCCACCCCCUGGCAACAAUGACGCCACCGAAGAAGAAGAGCAAAUCGAAGCCCAAAUCUCCACACGAAUUCUGAAAACCAAUUUGAGCGCGCUCGAGGCCUUUGCGUCCAGAUUACACGUCACGCUUCCUUCGUUAACGCAAGCAAUUUUUGGUCUUGCGAUGGCGAAAGUGCUUUCGAUUAAUGAUUUUGUGUUUGGUCUUGUGUUGUCUGGACGUACAGUUCCCGUUCCUGAUAUCGAGAAACUUCUCGCGCCGACUAUCACGACGGUUCCGCAACGUAUUGAUCUCCGCAAAAAUGAUGCCACGAUUCUGGAUAUCUUGACCGCGCUUCAGAAAUCUUCAGGCCAGAUGUUGCAGUUCCAGCAUAGCUCUCUGAGAUCUAUUCACAAGUGGGUGGAGGCCGAUCGUCCGCUCUUCAACUGUCUCUUCUCCUUCAUGAAGACAGGAGAGGAAGAUGCGGAUAAUGAUCUUUGGAAAUUACUCGAUAGUUACAUGCCCCCUGAUUAUCCCUUCGCGGUAGAAUUCGAAGCCAGACAUGCAUCGAACGAUCUCGUGAUUCGCGCGGGAUACACCUCUGAGUUUGGUUCUGCGUCGACAGUUGACAAUCUCCUCGAAAUGAUCGAGGUCCUCAUUGAUACGAUUUCCAAAAACGAUAAUAUCUCAAUCAAAAGUCUUGGUAUCCAAUCCAAUCACAUCGCCUCAUCAUCUGCCGAAAUCCUCGACGAUGGCGAAGAAUGGCCCGAAGAACAAACUAUCAAGAACGUCUUACUUGGCCUUGGCGAUUUUGCAUCCGGAGACGUUUCUCGCAACAGUACAUUUUUCCGUCUCGGUAUCGAUUCCGUCAUCGCCAUUCGUUUCGCCAAGGAACUCCGCAGAGUCGGACUCCAAGUAUCGUCUUCGGACAUCGGACGAUAUCCCAGCAUUGCAGCUCUAGCGCGCGCUGUUUCGAGCAAGAGCAAAACUCACGCUGUCGCUAAGCCUGCUGCUGUCAAGCCGUCAAGCUUGUUCGAUCAACAUAAAGCGAGUAUCCCUCUGUUAGCAGACGAUGAUAAGAUUACGGAAAUCUAUGCUUCGACGCCUCUACAAACAGGUAUCUUAACCCAAACCGUUGCCACGGGUGGAAACCUCUAUCUGCAUCAUCCCGCCAUCAAGCUCUCCGCAAACAUCGAUAUUGCGCGUCUAAAAAAUGCGUGGACUUCGGUAAUCGAGACGCACGAUAUCUUGCGCACCACAUUCCACUAUUUCGAAGGAGCAACUCAUCCAUGGGUCGCCGCCGUGCACGCAAAACCGGGCAUUCAAUGGAUCGAAGAGCAAGCUUCUGGAUGGAUCGACAAAAGCAUCGAAAAGAUAAUCGAGUCGACCAGUUUCCCCACUCCCGAUUCCUUCUCGCAUACGCCUCUCAAAAUCACAAUUCUCCACUCAUCGUUUAUGAAAGUGCUCGUCUUGUCCAUUCAUCACAGUCUCUACGAUGGGUUUUCCCUCCCCCUCAUUUUCGAUUACCUAUCUUCAGCUUACUCGAGCGGCAUUUCCAACCCCCCGACGACUCCCUUUUCCGAAGCCGCAAAACUCAUUACCGAGCGUCAGGGAACAAGCGUUGAGUUCUGGCUCAACAGAUUAGAUAAUUAUCAAAGCAUUUCCCUCCCCUCCUCCACUAUCCCUGCAGAAACUACCUCGCUAGCACAGAUGACCAUCCAAAUGCCGGUCGCGGAAAUCCUUCUCCGCUGUCAGGAAAUGAAUAUUAAUCUGCAAUCUGCCGCUCUGCUCGCAUAUGCCAAAACACUCUUUUGUUUCGUCAAGCGUCGUGAUAUCGUGUUCGGACAUGUCGUCUCGGGUCGUUCAUUGCCGCUUCCAGAGGUAGAACAAAUUCUCGGCCCGCUGUUUAACACAGUUCCGUUCCGUGUUGUAUUGGAUAAUCCGGUACUGGGAAACCAAGAUUAUGCGAGGCAGAUUCAAGAUGUGGUGAUUGAGGGACAGGAAAAUCAACAUGCGUCUCUAUCUACGAUCCAGAAAUUUUGGCGGCAGAAAAAUGUUUUCACGGGUGAUGCGUUGCUGGAUGCGCUGUUUGUGUUCCAGAAAGUUGGCGGGGUGGAUGGUGCAACGAAGGAAAAACUCUGGUCUGUGAUGGAGGUGGGCGAGAGUCGUGAUGCGACGGAGUAUGGGUUGAAUGUUGAGAUUGAGCAAGGUAUUGAUGAAGUGAUUAUUAGUGCCGGGUCUCCUGCCGGACGCAUUAAUGCUGAAGAUCUCAAUUUGAUUUGCAAAACGUUUGAUCAAGCCCUGAGGGACAUUCUCGAAAACCCGCAGAGAAGUGUCGUUGCAUAUCCAGAGGGGUUACAAGGUUUGCCGCUCGAGAGCACGCCCAAGAGCAAGAUUGAAAAUGCAGAGGAUCAUAGCGAUAUCGCGGAUGCGCCUGUGCUGGAAGUUGUUCGUGCAGCUCUGGCGGAGGUGGCGAAUUUACCAACAGAUUCCGUGACGUUGCACACGAACAUCUUCUCCUUGGGUGUCGACUCAAUUGCAGCAAUCCGUGUAGCGUCUAUCUGUCGCAGACGCGGUGUACCAAUAAGCGUUGCCGAUAUCCUGCAAGGAAAUUCUCUCGGUGGAAUUGUCCGGAUUCUCGUCGCAAAAUCAAAAACCAGCACUCAACAGCAAGAUGCAACGACAGAACUUCUCUCUCCCGAAUCCAAAGCAAAUGCGCUUUCACUACUCAAAUAUCCCAAGGAUACCGUCGAGGAAAUUUUACCAGCGAUGGCAGGUCAAGAAUACCAUUUGGCUAGUUGGCUUCAAUCCGGAAGAACGUUCUACGAGCCCACGUGGGCUUUCCAAGCUCGCGAGAAAAUCGACACAGCUCGUUUGAGAACAGUGUGGAGGGAUCUUCAAUUGAGGCAUCCAAUUCUAAGAACCGUUUUCACAGCCCCAACACCCGAGUCCUCAUAUCAAAUCGUACUCAAACCCGAGAUCAUCAACGAAGGCAAUUUCACCGUGAUCCCCACUCGCUCAGCAGACGAAGAUUUAAUCGCAGCUGUCAAACGUCAAGUGCACCACUGGGCCCAACGACCCUCUACACUUUUCACACCUCCCAUCAAUCUCUGCGUCGUGCAAACCGCAAAAGCAGAUGCUGUAUUAUUCAGAAUCCAUCAUUCGCUAUACGACGCAUGGAGCAUGAUGGCACUCAUCAAAGAAGUCUGUACUCUGUACACCCAACCCUCAUCCCUCUUACCCGACACCCCAGACUUCAUCUCCUUCGUCAAACACACCCACUCAUCCCUCUCCUCGGCCUCCUCGCUCGCCGCGCAAAAAUCCUACUGGGAAUCCGCGCUUCGCGCCGCUCAACCCACAAUUCUCAAACCUACCGCCCAAAGCCCCGCCAACGAAAACGACCAAGACAUGACCCAAACAUUCCUCUGGCUCAAAAACGCCAUCCCACACCUCCGCGCCCUGCACACCCUCGCCCGCGCCCACGCCACCAGCAUAAACACAAUCCUCAUGCUCGCAUUCGCGCGGGCCCUCGCCCGUCUAACCCACACCACACACCCCACCUUUGGAUUUUUCCAAGUCGGACGCUCGAGCGACUUUGACGGCGCGGCCACCGUGCUUGCUCCCACCGUUAAUCUACUCCCUGUCUCUGUUGCUGUUUCCGGAGGCGCGGAAACGGACAUCCUCCAGGACAUCCAGAGAGAUAUGAGUCAACGGGUUGCGUGGGAACAGAGUCGCUUGCGAGAUGUAGUGCGCUGGACACAGGGACGAGGUCAAGGUACCGAGACGCGCAAAUCAUCGCAACCAUUAUUCAACGCGAGUUUAAACCUCCUCUUCCACAAACCCGGGGAAGAUUCUCCUCCCCCCUCUUCUUCCCCGCCCCAAUCCGCAGAACUCCUCGCCCCCCUCCCCAUUGGGGUCCCGACCGAUUUUUCCGCACCCCGCAGGAUCUCCGGCGACACCCCCGUCCAGAAUCUCGACGCCGCGUAUCUCGCGCCGCGAAAUGUGUUUGUCGAUGUAGGCGAGGGCGCAGACGACUGUGUGGAUUUCGGAGUCAAGGUCGAUCGGGUGUUGAUGGAUGAAGUGGAGAUCCAGAAGUUUGUAGAGGGAAUCGCGAGAGAAGUGGAAGGGAUCAGGCGCGUUUUGGCGCGUCGUGCGGUGUAAAAUCCUGUGUGUAUCUUACAUCUCAUCCAUCUCGCAUCUCGAAAUCUUUUUUCGAGAUAUGAGCGCAACGGAAAAUUGUUAUGUGGAUUUUGGAGUCAGGGUACUAGGGACUAGAUAGAUUGGGUUUUGACAGAUGGACUGGAGAUGAAAAGAGUUUGUGGAGGGGACAGCGAGGGAAGUAGAUGAAUGAUAUUCGAGGGUUGUAACGAAUACA